Messenger RNA from Manis pentadactyla (Chinese pangolin), 11598 nucleotides. RefSeq names its product gap junction protein gamma 1 (gene GJC1). Lineage: Eukaryota; Metazoa; Chordata; Mammalia; Pholidota; Manidae. The transcript has 2 exons. The coding region runs from base 546 to 1826 and encodes 426 amino acids. Gene Ontology annotation, cellular component: connexin complex. Gene Ontology annotation, biological process: cell communication. The record is from RefSeq and is a predicted model, not a curated record.
ACCAAGGCCUUGGCCGAGUGCACAGAAGACAGCUCCCCGGCUCGCUGGACCAACCCAGGAUACCCAGGUAAGGCGUGUCCUCACGGCGUCGUUAGCAGUCAGCUCAAAGUGAAGCACUCCCGCGGACGACGCCUGUCCCGAGAGUCAAGUUGGUGGAAUGAAUUGUUCCGGAGGCGAGGUCUGCGCCCACGCCGGCCCGGACUCCACGCGGGUGGGUCCGACACGCGUCACCCCUCCGCAGCGUCCGGGACCUCUCGGGAGCGCGCGCGAUCCCUACCGCGGAAAGUUGGACGCUCGCGCGCUCCGGGACGCCCCCUCCCAACGCAGCGCCACGUGCCGCGCGCCCCCUGCUCCCAGGCCGCGGCGGGACCCCCCGCCCCCACCGCGGCGCGUAGUGCGCACGCGCCUCCCCGCGGGUCCGGGCGGCGGGAGCGGCAGGCGGCGGCGGCGGGAGCUGCUUCGGCCUGUGCUGGAGACUGAAGCGAAGGCUGUGGCGGCGAAAGAGGAGGAGCGGCGAGGGCGAAGGCGAUGGCGACACGGGGCACAUGAGGCGGCGGCCGGCGGGACGGGCUGAGGCCCGGCGGAGGAGGCGGCUCCGGGGCAACACGCCGCCGGGGCAAACCACCUCAGUCACCAUGAGUUGGAGCUUCCUGACUCGCCUACUAGAGGAGAUCCACAACCAUUCAACGUUUGUGGGGAAGAUCUGGCUCACUGUACUGAUUGUCUUCCGGAUUGUCCUUACAGCUGUAGGAGGAGAAUCCAUCUAUUACGACGAGCAAAGCAAAUUUGUGUGCAACACAGAGCAGCCAGGCUGCGAGAACGUGUGCUAUGAUGCCUUUGCACCCCUCUCCCAUGUGCGCUUCUGGGUGUUCCAGAUCAUCUUGGUGGCGACCCCCUCAGUGAUGUACCUGGGCUAUGCCAUUCAUAAGAUUGCCAAAAGGGAGCAUGGUGAAACUGACAAGAAGGCGGCUCAGAGCAAGCCUUAUGCAGUACGCUGGAAACAGCACCGGGCUCUGGAAGAAACAGAAGAGGAUCAUGAAGAGGAUCCCAUGAUGUAUCCAGAGAUGGAAUUAGAAAGUGAAAAAGAAAAUAAAGAGCAGAACCAACCUAAACCCAAGCAUGAUGGCCGACAGCGGAUUCGGGAGGAUGGACUCAUGAAAAUCUAUGUGCUGCAGUUGCUGGCAAGGACCGUGUUUGAGGUGGGCUUUCUAAUAGGGCAGUAUUUUCUGUAUGGUUUCCAAGUCCACCCAUUUUACGUGUGCAGCAGACUUCCUUGCCCUCAUAAGAUAGACUGCUUUAUUUCUAGACCCACUGAAAAGACCAUCUUCCUUCUGAUAAUGUAUGGUGUUACAGGCAUCUGCCUAGUGCUUAACAUUUGGGAGAUGCUUCAUUUAGGCUUUGGGACAAUUCGAGACUCACUAAAUAGUAAAAGGAGGGAACUGGAAGAUCCGGGUGCUUAUAAUUAUCCUUUCACUUGGAAUACACCAUCUGCUCCCCCUGGCUAUAACAUUGCUGUCAAACCAGAUCAAAUCCAGUAUACUGAACUGUCCAAUGCUAAGAUUGCCUACAAGCAAAACAAGGCCAACAUCGCUCAGGAACAGCAGUAUGGCAGCCGUGAGGAGAACCUCCCAGCUGACCUGGAGACUCUGCAGCGGGAGAUCAGGAUGGCUCAGGAACACUUGGAUCUAGUAAUCCAGACCUACAGCCACCAAAACAACCCACCUGGUCCCCGGGGGAAAAAAGCCAAAGUGGGGUCCAAAGCUGGGUCCAACAAAAGCAGUGCUAGUAGCAAAUCGGGGGAUGGGAAGACCUCUGUCUGGAUUUAAUCUUGACUGGGCUUAAAACUUGUGCUCUUCAGUCUGUGGUAAGCAGCGGCUCACUGAAUAAUGACUUCCAUUGAGCAAACAUUUGGCUCUGGUUAUCUUCAGGGAUGCUGUUGGCUCAGGAUCCAAGCUCAGGGGACUCUGAAGGCGGGGCUGAGACAGUGGGGGAGAGAGGGAAACACAGUGUUCCUGGGCACAUGCUCCAGCAGUAAUACAGUUGCAGAACUUUACAUUUGUGUCUUCCAGAUGUGGAAAGAACAUAUAUUUAAAUCAUUCUUGUUGAACAGUUUUUGUAUGUACAGUAUUAUGGUACAUUUUUUUUAGUAUGAAAACUUCUUUUGUAUUUGUACAUUGGACUGCGUAGUUAUACUUUUAUAUUAAAGGGGGAAAAAUUCCUUAAGGUAAUACCUAUUAGGCUAGUGUGAUUACUUUGUUCAGCAAUUCUACCAUGGGUAUAAAGUUUUAAUAGAUGCUACACCUAAUAAAAGUGCCUCUGGUAUUGCAGGGAAGAUUUCAGAUGUGUAAGGAACUGGAGGAGGAAUCAGUUUUCAGUCUUGGAAAGAAAAUCUAUAGUAGAAGGAGGUUGAGAUCUUUACUUGAAAAAUCUUCGACUCUCAUUCAUGUGGCCAGAGUAUCCAGUCUUUGAAAACCUAUUUGUAUUUUCAAUGGAGAUAAAUGACUCACUGCAGGAUUCCUGUAAGUAACCAGCAUUGCCAGUAUGUUUUGAUACGCUGUCAUACAAUUUAAGUUCUUUCAAGCGGCUGAUACCCAUCCAGUAGCAGUGUGGAGACACUGACUAGAGUUGUCACUAAGAUUCCUCAAUCACAAAGCAAAGCCACGCCUGGAAAAUGAGCCCUAAUUGGACCUGUUUGAUUUGCCUUAACUCUAUCCAGAAACCUGCCUCUGGUUUCUUAAGAAGCCAGUGAUGGAUAUUUUCUUCAUAUGUUAAUAUCAGAAAUAACAAAAAUUCCCUUGUAGGCUAAGAAUACUCAAAGCUACUUGCACUGCUUAUGGCAGAAGGCCUAAGUCCAAAUUCCUUACUUUUUUUAUAAUUUACCAUGGAACUUUUAUAAUUUACAUACCUCUGCCAACGUAAAUUUCUGCCUGGAAGACCAGUCAGACCUGGGAUUCUAUCUGUAAAUAAACUUAAUGAGAAUUUCAGUAUUUAUUCCCUAUAGACAUAUCUGUUUGUCAGUGACAAGCAUUAAUGUUCACAUAACACUCACAAUUUGCAGUAUUUUAUUACCAUUUUCAACCUUAUAUAUGUUGGAGAACUUUGCUUUCUCACCAUGUUCACAUUAUCUUAUAGUUGAUGAGCUGAGUAAAAGCUCGGUAAUGAUUUAAAGGAAGCAGCCUUUGCUUCUCCAGGGAUAUUUCCUUUUGGGUGUCUCACUCUUUUCUAAUAGAAAUCUAUUACAGAACACCUCUGACUUUGAAAUUCCAAAAGUAUUAUUUUUUAUGUCUCAUUUUAAAAAUACCAGUUCUCUGUUACUUAGGAGAAUCGUAAAGCAGCACCCUUUGUGCAAUUUUUUUGUUGUUGUUCUCCACUGCAUUUCUUCCUACUCCCCCCAAAAAUGAAACUUGGUAGAAAAGUUACGCUUAUCUUCUAGCCAUGCAUUUACCCUUAUUUUGCUUCCCCCCCCUCAAAUCUAUAAAUUUAGCCUAGAGAAGCUCCUCGGGAUCUCUAAACAUCUUAAGCAAUAAGUAAACUUGGGUAAGGCUGAUGGGGAAAUUUCAGAAAAUUAUAUCCUGAAAAACUUAAGAGACAUGCACAGUUUCCUUCAAAUUUCAUUUGAAGGAAUUAACAAGGAAAUUCAAAUAUUCUAAGAGAACAGGCAAACCUUUUUUAAACACCCAAGCUUAGCUAAGAUAAAGAACCACCAGUCAAUUCUUAUGUCACUAGAGCUUCAAGGAGAUUUUUUAAUUGAAGGACAGAAAAUACAUAUAUACUCACAUCCAUCUAUUCAGUGCCCAAAGGAGAACAGUGGCUUCGCCAGCAGAAAGGUUGUGGAUUUGCAAAUGAUGGAGAGGGAAGGAGUCAGGCAGAAAUGCCAGGCAAAGACAUUCGGCGCCAGAAGCAUCCAUUUAGCUUCUGCAAACACUGCCCCUGGUGUUUCAGCUUGGCUUGUCCCAAGGAGAAUGUGAUCUUUUGUGUCUAGAUAAUUCUUCAACUUCUUACAGUAUAUAAAAAAAGAUAAUUCUAAGUCACUUCACAUGUGCGCAUACUUUUAAAAAUCGAUUUUCAUUCUCUCACUAAAGUUUUAAUUACAUGAUUUCCCAAUUCUCACCACUUUCUUAAUAUAUUUAUUUCUGCCUUUGAACAAAGGAGUUUGCAAAGCCAUUUUUCCCUUAUGGUAUGUUAUGGACCUACAUUAAGAAAGUGGCUCUGUCACUGUCUAGCUUAACCCAUUGAUUGGGCCUACAUUGAAUCUAAAAAUACUGUUCUGAGUAUUGUUCUAGAACUUGCAGAUAUUUAUAUAAAAAGCCUGAUAGCAGUUUUUUUCCUAUCAAAAUCAUAUUCUUUUGAAUUGCCAUGUAAGAUAUGCUCUGUCAUGACAUUUACUUCUCUAAAGAGAAGUUGAAUGCUUACUCCUUCACAUACUAGAAUCAGGAUGCAGUCAACAGCAUGUUUAUUUCUUGACAUAUUAUUGGAUUUAUUCAGAUGUGGUGUGUCCUUUGCUCAUCUUUGUUAAAAUUAUUCAGAAGAGAUUUGUAAAACAAACAGGCUUUCUUCUUAGUUCAUAUUGGAGGGGAGAAUUAGAUGCCAUUUUCCCUUAAGAAAUGUUAGUGUUCAUUUUGUGGCUUCAUCUUUGCUGUAUGACUUAAUUAAUUUUGUCUGUUUCUGUAUUUGUUCAUUUAAAAUCACAAGCGUGUUACUUCAUUUGAAGUCAGUUUUUCUGGGAAUAUUCCUUGACUAAUGUCUAUAGCAUUAUUUUUCAUAAAAAUGAACUUUGCCAUCUAAAAUGGCUCUUACAGGUUAGGACUCCCACAUAUCUAUCUUUUAGAAGGACACCUCUAUCUUUGAAGAAAAAAAUUGUCAUUGGGUACCUAACUCUGUCAUUUCUUUGUGGUAUGAAAUGAGACAGUUCACGUUACUUUUCCAAGUUUCAGAAACUGCUUACCUCUCAGUAGUGUUAAGGAGUAGAGAGAGCCUCUAAUGAAAAGUAGUAUAAGACCAACUAUGAUUAUUGGUCAUUUGUCUGAACUUGGAGCAUCAAAAAAAAAAAAGUUGAGAGAACUGUGUGAUGGUAGUAAAAUGACCUUCAGUGUUCUUUAUCACAGGAGGACUCAGUGAUGGUUUAAAACAUUUAAAUGGUUUAAGCAGUUUAUGCCAAGAAUGGGCUUAAAUAUUACUCCUAUUAGUCAUACCUAUGCUUUACCAUUAAGCUAAUAAAUGACUGUGCUUUAUGCUUUUUGUCUCAUUCAAGAGACAUUAACACUUCUAAAAAUAACAUCUAUAGUUUAUGAUAAAUUUUUGCUAGCCAGCUUUCAGUAAAAGGCAAGAAUGCCUUUUUAUUAAGGGAAGGUCUUUCCCAACUGUGAAGAAAAAUGUCUGAACUUGCUGGUAAUUUCAAUUGGAAGGUUCCAGGUAUUAGAUAAAUUUUGUCUUUAUAAAAUCAUGUAAUCUCAUGAAGAGUCUUACCACCUGAAGAUGAUAAAUCCCCUGCACCUAUAUAGUGCGGAGUUUGGAAAUAAAAUUUCAGUUCACCUAUAUAUCAUAAAUCCAUAGUCACCAUCAGACUUUUGAAUCAUUAGGUUGAAUUGCAUACUUGUCACUCUUUCUGGCCACACAUCAUGGAGAGUUUAAAAGAUUUUAUUUGUUGUCCCUAAUGCAGUUGUGUUUUUUUGUUGCUAUUAAUAAUGAUGUUAAGUGAGUUUGGUUCAUGCACAUUCCAUAUUAAUAAUCAUACUUUUUAAGGAAUUUAUCCCUAGUAUUCUAAAAUCCAGGAGUCCAAACCAAAGGAAGUCCUAUUCCUGUGCAAAAUCUCUACAGAAAUAAAAGAAGUAAGAGUUCGGCAUUUUGGGGUUGGCUUGUUGAAUCAGCAAAGACAUUUGGUUAUGUGCUUUUCCAAGAUUGGAAAUGUUUUUCUCUAUUAUACUUUGAAUUGUUUUUCCUUAAUAAAUCUUUUACGCAAGUCUUUACCUCAGGCACUAAGUGUUAGAUAGGGUUAGCAUAUUGGUACUGAAAAACUUGGCUAGGAGUUACAACUUUUUAAGGUAAUUUAAAUGUAAAAUUCAACUGUUAACCAACAAUCUAAUGUCAUAUGGUAUGCAGUUUGGGUAUUGUGUGAACAGCUAAGGAAUUACCCAUUCUAGUGCCAAAGAUCACUGGUUGCUAAUUUCUGUACAUUGAUGUGAAACUUUGUGGUGGGGACAGACUUUGUGCUGAGGGCCUUGUCUCUAGGAAGAUUUUGUCAGUUCCAAAUACAGUUUAGAAGAUUCAUCUGUGGUCUGUGUAUCUUUUCACAAACUUGAAAACUCAGCUGCCAAAAAAUGUAAUAUUGAGGAUUGUACCCCAUUCUUCAUUUAAAAUAGUACCCAAGAGCUUAAUGGUUUACACAGAAAACCUGAUAUGAAAAUCUCUUCUAGUACAUUCACCUGUAAGUUGAUCUCAGUGGGAAUGCAUGAGCAGGAAAAUUUCCAAGUAGAGGUUUGAGUUAAAAAAAUAGGCCUUUUUUCAUAGCUGGGUUAAAACUCCUUUGGGAUUGCUGUGGCUAAGUGUAUUGGUGUAUUUCUGGCAUCAGUCUGGGAAGGGUGGGUGACCUUGUAGGGGAGGGAAAGGCUGAGGUCUAAGCAUAGAAACUGGUAACACACCCUGUCUCUGGCUUCCUUUGGUUCUCAAGGCCUUGUUUCCAAGAGGAGUACCUCCAGGAGGGUUGCUCCCCACAGACCAAUCUUGGUAUGGCUAAUCUACGUUCUAAGAAGAGAAGGGUGUAGAAUAGGGCCGAGGAAACGAUAGCAUUAAUUACAACAAUACCCUGUUCCCCCAGACAAGAGAAUAAAUGGUGGCUAGGUCAUGCAUAGAGCCCCCGCUCAGCAGCCCAGAUUGUAAACUGGUCAGCCCAACCAUAUUUGGUAAUAAAUUUGUGAGCUGUUUGGAAGCUGUUGGAACCGUCAAGUCACUGUUAGUUCUGAAAGUGGAUUCUUCGGCAGAUUUGCUGUCAGAACAGAUUAAUACCUGGAGAAGGUGUCAGCAUCAGUUAAAAUCUGUUUUCUUUAUGGAGAGUUGAAAACUACUUCUAAAUUUUAAGGGCAUACAUUAAUCUUCCUAUACAGGGUUUGCCUCCUUUAGUUAUCUCAAAUUGGAAGCAUGUUACAGAAGGGCGUGAAGAAUACGGAGGUUGAGACAGAGCUGAGAACAAUCCACGUGUGCAGUGUGGCUCAAUCCAGCAUCCUAUGCCCUUUUCCUAGAGAAUGUGCAGAAACAGCUGUUUAGUAGAGCUUUCUCAUAAGGGUGGAAUUGAAGGGCACUGAUCUAUGCUGGGUGGACCUUGCUGUAUCUAUCUAUAGUUUUUUCCAAAUGGGACCGUUGGAUCGUCUGUGUAAGAAGUAACAGGGAAUGACCUGUCAAAAUUUAGCUUGGACACAUAACAGGCCUACGUAAUCAGAACUAGUAAGUUCUCUACGUGUUUUUUUUUUUAAGAAUUUUAAUAAGGUACAGGUUACAUGCUGUAAAAUUCACCCCUUUUGGUGUAUAGUCACAAACGAAUACAAUUGAGUAACCACCACCAGAAGAUACAGAAUAGUUGCAUCACCCAGAAAUUCUUUCUAGGUAGUUCUUAUCUACAUUAAGGUUUGAGAACCACUUAUCUUAGAGAAAAGAAAUACUUGAAGUGUGGGCCAGAAUAAAAGGGAAAGAGGGAUUGUUUUGAAUGAUAGCUCUGUUUCAAGGAGGUUGUAGACCUGGCAUAGCACAAGUGUCAUUUCAUCCACCAGCUCAGAUUGGUGGAUGGCAGGCUGGAAUGGAGAACUGUAGAGGAGUCAGAGACUUGAUCAGCUGAAUAAUCCAGAAGUGACUUGAGGGAUGGGGCAGGGGUGUUGGGAAGAGUGCCAUCUCUGACAUCAUCCAGUAGGGAUUCAGGACUUCUGAUUUAUGACUAGGCCCAUGUGAAAGGAACCGUCCACUUUGUAUGUAAAUGAGUUGGUGUCAUUACUUAGAAAUUUCUCUACCCUGCAUUUAAUGACAUCUUUGAGGAAAUUACAAAUAGGAAGUGACUCAGGAUUGGAAAACCAAGGGAAAAGGUGACAACAGAGUGACAAGCACACGCUGUCAGUUUCUCUCCUGCCCUCUUGAUCGUGGGGGAACAGCACAGCAUUUCCUUGACAUGCUGUGCCUACUAUAAACUAGAUUGAGGGAUUGUGAAAGAAAACCUAAAGGAAGCCCACUCCUAAUGCCUCGAGGAAAAGCUGACCGGAUUCCCUCUUUUCCCUCGGUCGAACCUCCAGCGAGUAUCCCUGUCUGCCCUGCUCCCCGGGGCCAGCACUGGGCAUGGCUGGCUGGCAGCCUUAAACUCCAGGCAAGGCAGGACCAAGCAACUGUUCAUAACCGAUUUCGGUGCAUAGCCAGUGACCUGAAUGGGACCUGACCAUGGGGAGAAUGAUACAGAACUAGAUCGUUUUUUCAGUUUUAUUUUUAGUUUGUGUAGUCCUGUGAAAGUGAAGUCUUAUCUUUGCACUGGCAACAUUGAAAAAUGCUGACAGGAAGCCCCUUUGGCCUGGCCCAUUUUUCUGAGAGCACAUUGCAGCUGUGGCUUCUGCCCAGCAGGCAGAGACUGCUGUUAGAUCCUGUACCCUGGUGCUGUUGAGAGCAGUGACAGGCCUCAGCCUCUGACUGCAGAGUGGCCUGCAUGAGGAUUUGGGGUCCUUAAGACAAAGAUAAAAGCCCUGGAAAAAGGGUACAUGCAACUUGUCAAUUGAUUGUUUACUUUGCUUUCAGAUGCGGAAAUGAUUGUGAACAAGGGUCUGUAGUGUUUGAACCAGUCAUGAUGACAGACCAGCUUGUGGUUAUGCUAUUUUAUUCCAGUGGUCUGCUUUUGGGGGCUUAUUGACCUAGAAGCAACAUUGUGUGGGGUGUGGGGUGCUUUUCCUUCCAUUUCUUCUUGCCUUUAGGCAGAGAGUGGCCACUCCAGCCAGCUCUUCUGAGUAGUGGCUGUGAUUUGGGAAACAGCUGAAAGAAGGAAAGGGAGAGCAUUCAGCAUAAACACAAGCUAAGGAGCUGUUGGGGGGGUCAGGGAGCUGCUGCUGAGGUCGGAGGAAAGUGCAGCGCCAUAGCACAACUAGGUACUGCCAAGGUGGUUGUGACUAAGUCAACAUAGGUUGGCCUGGAGUAGAGUCCUGGGCGGAAGCCAUAGACCUUGUUUUAGGAUUGCUAGAUAAAAUGAAGGAUGCCAGGUUAAAUUUGAAUAUCAGAUUAACAGUGAAUACUUUCUGAUAUAUUAUGUAAGAUGUACUGAUAAUAUAUUUUAAAAUUUUUGUUGUUUAACCGAAAUUCAAAUUUGACUGAGUGUCCUAUAUAUUUUUUUUUGGCUAAAACUGGUAACUCUACUUCGAUUUAACUCAGACAUGUGUGCUGAAGCCUAGUAACAGAGAGAAUGGAGAAGGCUUUAGUCAACUAUUAGGUAAUCUGUAAGCACAAAUUGUACACUGAGUUUGAGCCACUUCGUGCAGAAAGGUAGUAAGAAAUGCUACCGAUGAAGAAUGCUUUUCAGCCUUCCCUGUUUGUAGCCAUUUUCCUUUGAUGCAAACCAUUUUUUGGUUCUAUAGUUUUACCAGUAGCAAUUUAGUAACCAUGUAAACCUAAACUCAGGCCAGCAUCUAAUAUGCUUUUUAAAAAAUUUCUUAAUCUAUCAAUUCCACUUCUGGAUGCAUAUCCAAAAGAAAGAAGCAGAAUCUUGAGAGAUGUUCACACCCGUGUUCACAGCAGCAUCAUUGACAAUAGCCAAGAAGUGGAGGCAGCUCAGAUGUCCAUCAACAGGUAAGCGGACAAAGAAAACACGGUGUACACAUGUAAUAGACUAGUAUUCGGCCUUAAGGAAGGUCCUGUCACAGGGAUGAACCCUGAGGACAUUAUGAAAUAAGCCAGUCACAAAAGGACAAAUACUGUAUGAUUCUACUCACAUGAGACAUUCAGUGCAGUCAAAAUCAUGGAAACAAAGUAGAAUGUUGAUAGCAAGGGGUUGGGGAGAUACAGAGUUUCCAUGUCUAUCGGUAGAGUUUUGGUUUUGCAAGAUGAAAAUACUCCAGUAUGUCACACAACAAUGUGAAUAUAAUGAACACUAGUGAACUCUACAUUUAAAUGUUGAGAGUUUGAUGUGUUAUUCACCACAAUUUUAAAAAGAAUAAAUAAAAAUAAUAAAAGAAUUUUGAUCAAUACUAAAAGAUAGUAAAAAGUAAAUAUUCAUAUUCCUUCCUAGUCCCAUUCUUCAUAGGUAAUAACUAACAUUUCUUUCCAGAAAUGGUUAUGUACAUGCAGGCCAUGUACAUAUGUCUGUUCUUUGCUUAGCAAACCAUUUUUUCAACUGGAUUACAAGCUUCAUCUUUAGUAAUAGCAGGUUACAGGACCCCGAAUCCAAAGUUGGUGGCACCAAAAUUAGCUAACUUAAAUUUCAUUAAUUGUCUUAGAGGGAACACUUAGAAAUUGAGCAGAAAUAUCUGCUAGUGUACAUGAAUUAACUUUCCAUGAAGAUUAUAAUGUACACACUGUAACAAACUUUGAAAUGUUAAGAACUCUAUAAGCUUUUUUUAACUUCUUAAAAUUAACUUUAUGGGGCAUAAGUUACAGGCAAUAAAUGAAAUGUGCCUGUCAGUAUGUUAAGUGACUUGUUCCUUUCUUUAAAAUACAAAUACCGUGGCCUACUGGUUUCUUGUUUUUCUGGUUAUUAUAUUUUAAUGACAUUUUAUUCUGGUUUGAAAGGCAUUAUUAUAUGCUCCCUAUUAAAAAAUCUUGGAAAAUUCAGAAAAGAGUACAGAGAAAACAAAAGACAUGAAUAAAUACCCAGUCCCUAAAAUACUGUUAUUAGCUUUGUCUCUUUAUUUUUAUUUACUUAUUUUUUGAAGACGUUUUAUUCAGUUGCUGCUGUUGAUGGAAUACAAAAGCAAAGCAGCAUUGUCUCUUUUUAAAAGCACAUGUGUUUAUUCAUCUUUAAACACAAAAAAGUAUGUAAGAAAUAAAAUGUCCCACAACUUCUCCAUCAGAUAAUCCUUGUUGACAUUUAAACAAUAUUAUAGAUGCACAUGUCUUAAAAAUUAAAAUUACUAAGAUGUAUUAAAUGGAUGAAAAAUAAACACUCCUGAUAGUCUCUCUCUCCAAAUGUAACUGCUGGUCCAUUGCAUAUGUUCAUUAUCAGCCUGUAUACCUAUAAGCACUUCUACAUCUUGUUUUUGCACUUAACAUCUUGGAGUACUUUUCAUACCAUCCCUCACUGACCUACUUUGCUAUUCUAAUGUCCACUCUACUUGAUGCACAACUGCGGAGACCUUCAGUUUCAUGCUUUCAGCUGCUAGUAGUGCAGUGGCCUAGCCGUGGCGCUACUUUCUCAAGAGAACAAGAGACAUCACUUUCCAGAAGUGAAUUUGUGGCACUUAGCAAACGGGAGGAUCAUGUAGAUCUUAGUGAUGGGUCUUCUGUCUCUCCCAAUAAGAUUUCUAGUGUCUUCAUGUUAUAAAUUCUGUGAACAAGAUUGAUAUAGAUUUUGGCAUCUCCCUAAAAACUAAAAUCUACAUUGAAUUUAGCCCAAAUAACUUUCUCAGAUUUAAUAUCUACAGAUUUAGACCA